AUGGAUGCCGUGAAUAAUGCUGCUAGUGAUACGGAGGCCGCUUGCGAUGCGGGAAACGCUGUCGCCAACGCGACCGUUAAUGAUGUGAACAACGCGAGCGAUGCUACCAGCGUGGCAGUCAACGACGAAAGCGAUGCUGCCAGCGUGGCUGUCGGCGAAGCGAGCGAUGCUGCCGGCGUGGCAGUUAGCGACUACAGCGAUGCUGCCAGCGUGGCAGUCAGCGAUUACAGCAAUGCUGUCUGCGUGGUAGUCGGUAACGCGAGUGAUGCUGCUACCAUGGAAGUCGGUAACGAAAGCGAUGCUGAUAGCGUAUCAGUCAGCGAGGCGAGCGAUGUUGUUAGCGUGGCAGACUACGACUACAGCGAUGCCGUCAGCGUGGCAGUCAGCGACUACAUCGAUGCUGUCUGCGUGGUAGUCGGUGACGGGAGCGUGGAAUUCGGUGACACAAGCGACGCUGCUAGCGUGGAAUUCGAUGAUGAGAGCGAUGCUGAUAGCGUGGACUACAGCGACUACACGUUAUGUGGUGAUGGUGUUGAUUCUUCAGGCCGUGAAGUUUUUCCAGUCUUGAAUUUUGAAGUUGUGUCAAACCAGAAGAAAACAACAAAUCGUGACGUCAUGGAUGCCGUGAAGAUUGCUGUAAACGCUAUCGCCAACGCAUCCAUAAUUGCUGUGAACAACGCAAGCGAUAAUACCAGCAUGGCUAUCGGCAACGCGAGCGGUGCUGGUAGCGCGACAGUCGGCGACACGAGGGAUGCUGCCAGCGUGGCAGUCGGCGAUGCGAGUGAUGCUGCUAGCAUUGCAGUCGGCGACGCGAGGGAUGCUGCCAGCGUGGCAGUAGGCGACACGAGCGAUGCUGCUAGCGUGGCCGUCGGUGACGCGAGCGUAGCUGCCAGCGUGACUUUCGGUGAUGCUAGCGGUGCUGCCAGCGUGGCAGUUGGUGACUACAGCGAUGGUGCCUGCGUGCCCGUCGGUGACGCAAGCGCUGCUGCCAGCGUGGCAAUCGACGACUACAGCAAUGCAGCCAGCGUGGCUGUCGGCGACACGAGCGGUGCUGCCAGCGUGACAGUCGGCGACUACAGCAAUUCUGCCAGCGUGGCUGUCGGCGACGCGAGCGAUGCUGCCAGCGUGGCAGUCGGCGACUACAGCGAUGCUGCCAGCGUAGCUGUCGGCAACGCGAGCGAUGCUGCCAGCGUGGCAGUCGGUGACUACAGCGAUGCUGCCAGCUAG
This is a messenger RNA of Parnassius apollo (apollo), 1227 nucleotides long. NCBI's taxonomy places the organism in Eukaryota, Metazoa, Arthropoda, Insecta, Lepidoptera, Papilionidae. The record is from the annotation of a GenBank genome assembly.